AGUGCCACCCUGUCGACGAAAAUCUGUCUAAAAUCCAAAUUGCCCGUGUGACUGAACCGAGAGAGCCCUCCAAAAUGAGUUCCAUCAGAUAUUUACUCCCUCCAAUGAUGAGAAAGAGCUUCUCCACGACUUGUACACGUCUCUCCGAGACUCCAACGACCCCUGGAAUAAUCUCCAAGCUGAAGAACAUAUUCUCCGGUGCCUCAGAGAGCAUCAUGAACCAGCAGAGAAGAGCUCUGAAUGUCGAUACAUCAUCCCCGAAAAUCCCCGAAGACGGCCUCAAUAAACCCCAGAAGAGGGAAACAAGUGGGUUGAAGAGGAAAUGGGGGGUCAACAUAACGGACAGCUCCAUUGAGAAGGAACUCCUCGAGGAGCACACACCGAAUUUCGUUCUCAAGCAGAAAUGGGGGGUUAAUCUGUACGAGCCAAUUAAACCAGAGAGAAAAGACCCAAGACAAUGGAUCCCUCAGAUACCCCAACGGGAGAUAAAAUCAUCAGAUCUGACGUCAAUACUGGAGAGACAGUUCAUGGACUCCAUGGAGAAUCAGAAAGUACUGGAGAUGAGGAACGAGAAUCCUCCACCCAUUAUCGAUCCUGGGAUUUCUGUGGUCCUACCACUUGACGAGGUCCUCGAUCCUCUCAAGCCAAGUAAUGAGGAAUUAGAAAUUAAAUCACCAAUUGCGUUUGGAGAGGUUGAGGAGGAGGACGCGGAGACCGAGACACAUCUCAAGCCCGAGGAGACGAGUCUGGAGGACAGUGAAGAGGAUGAAGUUGCUGCUUGGCAGGAAGUGAUGGCCCGGACAAAAUUGAAAUCUGAAGAGUUGGCGAUGAGCGCCAGGAAGACGAGAACUAACCCACAGGACAGACUGGGGGACGAGAGAUUCUCCAUUCUUCCAGAACCCCCAGCACCCAAGCUAGAUGUAGCUGUCAUGCAGCCCCUGGACUCCAAGCUCCAGGAGUUUGUGGCUCCUAACGAUAUUAUACUGGAUGUCAGGAACGUGCUGCAUCGUGUGGACUCCAAGAAAUUUCACACCCUGAGCUUUUUCUUUCUCUGUCUGUCGAUGGAAGAGCGUGAUAGAUCUGACGAUAUCCAGUACCUUCCCAUCAAUAUUUUUGAUAAUGCUGGUGACGCAGAAGAGUUUGAAGAAGGCUUCGAAGAAAAGGAAGAGGAUGCUGAGAGUUCUGAGCCCCUGAAUGCAGUGGAAUUGGAAAAAAACAGUGAAAUCCAGGAUCUUCAGAAGAUCGUCGAGGAGAAAAUCCCGAGGAUGACUGAUAAGGCGAAUGAGCCCAUGAUAAAGGACGUUGAUGAUUACGUCAAGAUUCCUGGGGAUCCCUAUCCCUUCACGAGAGAGUACUUCGAUAAAUGGCAGAUGACUGAUGGGAGUUCCUUCCAUCGUGGCCAUAAACAUGAAUAAUUUUGUACUCUACGAAAUUUUUUGAAGAGAUUCUAUGAUAUUCGUCCUUUUUUUUUACGUCAGAAUUUGAAAUAAAAUUGAAUCAAUAUUGAAAAAUGUCCAGACGCUUUGAUUACGAUGUAAAAACACCAA
Molecule: messenger RNA, 1547 nt
Organism: Fopius arisanus
Lineage: Eukaryota; Metazoa; Arthropoda; Insecta; Hymenoptera; Braconidae
Exons: 2
Coding region: 75-1415 (446 amino acids)
Source: RefSeq, a predicted model, not a curated record